Saitoella complicata NRRL Y-17804 is the source of this 1686-nucleotide messenger RNA. RefSeq names its product alpha-amylase. Gene Ontology annotation, molecular function: calcium ion binding; alpha-amylase activity. Gene Ontology annotation, biological process: carbohydrate catabolic process. The record is from RefSeq and is a predicted model, not a curated record. The coding region runs from base 1 to 1686 and encodes 561 amino acids. The transcript is spliced from 3 exons. Lineage: Eukaryota; Fungi; Ascomycota; Saitoellomycetes; Saitoellales; Saitoellaceae.
AUGAGAUUCGCCAUUCCAGCACUGCUUGCCAACAUUCUGGCACCGUCUAUUGCGUUGGCAGCUCAUGCGGCUCAAUGGCGCGAGAAGCCGAUUUAUCAGGUGAUCACAGAUCGUUUUGCUCGAGAAGAUAAUGCGACGACCAGUGUCAUCUGCGAUUCUGGUACAGACAUUUACUGUGGAGGAUCGUGGCAGGGGAUUAUCAAUCAGUUGGACUACAUCCAGGAUAUGGGAUUUGGAGGUAUCUGGAUUUCACCAAUUGUGAAGAAUAUCGAGAACUACACGCAGUAUGGGUGGGCAUAUCACGGCUACUGGGUGCAAGAUUAUUACGCAUUGAACCCUCACUUCGGUAAUGAGAGCGACCUCAUCGCCCUCUCUGACGCCCUCCAUGCCCGUGACAUGUAUCUCAUGGUCGAUAUCAUCGUGAACGACUAUGCCCAAGCAGCGUUCUACCACAACUCUCCUGACAGUCGCAACAUCGACUACUCCCAAUUCCACCCCUUUAACAAGGAAGAGUACUUCCAUCCGUGGUGUUGGGCGGACUUCUCAAACCAGACCAGUACGGAAGACUGCUGGACGGGUGACAUCAAUGUUCCCUUGCCUGAUCUGAAUCAGUCAAUUCCGUACGUGCAUGAUACCUUGUUGGAGUGGAUUGCGGAGGUGGUUAGCAAUUACUCCGUGGAUGGUAUCCGUCUUGAUGCAGUGAAAUCCGUGCCGAUCGAGUUCUGGCAUGACUUCAACAAAUCAUCUAACGUUUACAACCUCGGUGAGAACUUCGAUGGUGACGCGUCCUAUGUCUGCAACUAUCAGAACAAGUCGAUGGAUGGCUUGCUCAACUAUCCGAUGUACGGUACUGUCCUCACGGCAUUCUCAGCAACCAAUGGCAGUUUCGAGAGCCUGAAUGCAAUGAUCGCGACAAUGCAGGAAGAAUGCGUGGAUCCGACUACUAUGGGCAACUUCUUGGAGAACCAGGAUACGCCCAGGUUUUGCUCUUUCACCAAUGACCGCAGUCUUUACUUGAAUGCGUUGACCUGGAACUUCUUGUCCGACGGAAUUCCCAUUCUUUACUACGGUCAAGAACACUAUUUCAACGGCACCGCUGAUCCCUACAACCGUGAAGGCUUCUUCUCGACUGGUUACAACAGAUCAUCAGAGGCAUACGCCCAAAUCCGCUCGCUCAACCUUUUCCGCCAGAAAGCAACGGCUGACGACGCGACUUUCCUCGAGACCUACGGUUCAGCUCAGGCUGUCAAUGGUGACAGAAGCAUGGGAUACGUCAAGGGCGAUGUUGUUAUUCUGUUCAACAACUACGGCGAGGAUGCUACUGAUAUCCCAUCAUCGGCUGUCAGCUUGAAGACGUCCUGGAGCAAUGGUGACAGUGUCACGGAGAUCUUGACGGGGACGACAUAUACCGUUGGUGCGAGUGGCGCUUUGAGUGUGAAGUAUCCCUCCAACGGAUGGCCGCAGGUUUUCUACCCUACGUCACAGCUCGGAUCAGACAACUUUGUACCUACGAUUCAAAAGACGCCAAAACUGAUUCAAACGGCAACGUCCACCAGUACGGGGUCUUCGGCGACCGGUGGAAGUGGAUCUAGUAGCGGAGCUGUUGCGGUCGGAAAGAUGGGCGUUGAAGCAGGGCUUUAUGCCGCGAUCAUGGCAGCGGUGUUUGGAGGUAUCUUGGUACUCUAG